CUGCGCCGUGCUGGCGCCUCCUGUCGACAGUUAUGAGCCACUACCGGCUGCACUGAGCUGCAGAGAGGGAGCAGAGAGAAGAAGAGAAGAGAAGAGAGCAGAGAGGGGGCAUUCUCAGAUUUCCCGAUUUCUCCCAGCCGAGUCCACAUCACGGCCGACAGCAAACCGAGACGACGACGACGACACCAGCAGCUUCUUCUCCUUCAACCCUGCAAACCGAACCGAACCGGACCGGACCGUGCUGUGCUGCUCUGUCUCCCCAAAAAACAUCCACCUAACCCUCCACCAAGGUGAGGAGAUUGUGUUCCCGAGGGAAUGGUGCUGCUGAGAUGACCUGCGUGACAUUGCUUUUCUCAAGAGAUCAUUCUCCAAUCAAAAGAGCGGAGCGGAAUCUAACCGGGACAUGGUUGGCGGGUUCGCAUGAUGGACAGGUGAUGGAGUCUUCCAUCAUCUUUCUCCACCAGUGACUCGGCCUGCCAGCCCUCCCUCUGAGGCACAAGUGUAUACCAGCGGUCCAAGGCCCCCUAUUUCUCUGCCAUGGUGACAUAAGCAGCGCUGCAAUAUGAGGGAGAGCCUACGUGAGACCGUCUCAUUUCUUUCUCCAGUAGCUGCCGCAGCCGCUACCUUGACGCCGUUCGUGUUUAGCUCGAUAACGAGACUGACUUCGUCUUGAGCGAUUCCCACGCUCGCUGUUUUUUCUACCCGCAACCCGAGAGAGAGACUGUCCCUGGGCUGCUGGGGCGGAGCGGUGUGGCUGCGAGACGAUGCUGGGAUGCGUGACGCGCCUCCGUCGGCUGGUCCGUCUCCUCCCCCUGCAGACCUCCCUCCUCCUCCUCUUCAUCUUCUGCACCGUCAGCGUCUUCAUCUCCGCGUACUUCCUCUAUGGCGUCAAGCGGGAGCUGGAGCCGUCGGGAGGGGGCGUGUCCGGGGCCGAGGGGGCGUCCGCCGACUCCGACGACCCGAGGGUCACUCCGUCUCGGCUGCUGCCUCUGCGGGGCGUCUCGGGGGGCCCCGGGGUGGAUCCCGGAGGGGCCAGGACAGAUCCUGUGGUUCUGGUGUUUGUGGAGAGCCAGUAUUCUCAACUGGGUCAGGAGAUCGUGGCCAUCCUGGAGUCUGGCCGCUUCAGGUACCGGACGGAGAUCUCUCCCGGUAAAGGGGACAUGCCCACGCUGACAGACAAAGAGAGAGGCCGUUUCACACUGGUGAUUUACGAGAACAUUCUCAAGUAUGUUAACUUGGACGCCUGGAACCGAGAGCUGCUGGACAAAUACUGUGUGGAAUAUGGAGUGGGCAUCAUUGGCUUCUUCAAGGCCAAUGAAAACAGUCUGCUCAGUGCACAGCUGAAAGGCUUCCCCCUCUUCCUGCACUCUAACUUGGGUCUGAAGGACUGCACCGUCAACCCCAAGUCUCCCCUGCUCUUCAUCACUCGAUCUGGUCAGCCCCUGCCAGGUCCCCUCCCCGGGGACGACUGGACCGUCUUCCAGUCCAACCACUCGACGUACGAGCCCGUGUUGCUGGCCAAGACCCAAUCGGCCGAGAGCGUUGCGUCGAUGGGGCAGAACGCCGCUCUGCUCCCAUCGGUGGUGCAGGACCUGGGGCUCCACGACGGCAUCCAGAGGGUCCUGUUCGGCAACAACUUGGUGUUCUGGUUGCACAAGCUGGUGUUCGUGGACGCCGUGGCCUUUCUGACCGGGAAGAGGCUCUCGCUGUCCCUGGAGCGCUACGUCCUGGUGGAUAUAGAUGACAUCUUUGUGGGCAAAGAGGGCACACGCAUGAAGGUGCCUGACGUAAAGGCCCUGCUGGAGACACAAAGGGAGCUGCGCACCCAUGUGCCCAACUUCACCUUCAAUCUGGGCUUCUCAGGGAAAUUCUUUCACGCCGGAUCCGAUGAGGAGGACCUGGGAGACGACCUGCUGCUUUCCUACGUGAAGGAGUUCUGGUGGUUCCCUCACAUGUGGAGCCACAUGCAGCCCCAUCUAUUCCACAACCAGUCCGUGCUGGCCGAGCAGAUGUUGCUCAAUAAGAAAUUUGCCAUGGAGCACGGGAUCCCCACUAACAUGGGCUACGCAGUGGCGCCCCACCACUCCGGCGUCUACCCCGUGCACAUGCAGCUGUACGACGCCUGGAAGAAGGUGUGGGGCAUCAAGGUGACCAGCACGGAGGAGUACCCGCACCUGAAGCCUGCCCGCUUCCGGCGAGGUUUCAUCCACAGCGGCAUUAGCGUGCUGCCCAGGCAGACGUGCGGUCUUUUCACACACACCAUCUUCUAUAAAGACUACCCAGGCAGUCCCAACGAACUGGACAAGCUCAUCAACGGAGGAGAACUCUUCCUCACCGUUUUGCUGAACCCUAUCAGUAUCUUCAUGACUCAUCUGUCCAACUACGGGAACGACCGGCUGGGCCUGUACACCUUUAAGAGCCUGGUGAUGUUCCUCCAGACAUGGACCAACCUGAAGAUGCAGACGCUGCCUCCCAUCCAGCUCGCUCAGAAGUACUUCAGCCUGUUCCCCUCCGAGAGAGAUCCACUCUGGCAGGAUCCUUGUGAGGACAAAAGGCACAAGGACAUCUGGUCCAAAGAGAAAACAUGUGACCGCUUCCCCAAACUGCUCGUCAUCGGGCCUCAGAAGACAGGGACGACGGCGCUCUACUUGUUUCUUGGCAUGCACCCUGACCUGACCAGUAACUACCCCAGCAAGGAGACCUUUGAGGAGAUCCAGUUCUUCAAUGGGCACAACUACCACAGAGGCAUCGACUGGUAUAUGGAGUACUUCCCGCUGCCCUCCAACACCAGUUCAGACUACUACUUUGAGAAGAGUGCCAACUACUUUGACUCUGAGGUGGCGGCUCAGAGGGCUGCAGCUCUCCUUCCCAAAGCCAAGAUCGUCACCAUCCUCAUCAACCCGGCAGACAGAGCUUACUCUUGGUACCAGCACCAAAGAGCCCACGAUGACCCGGUGGCGUUGAAAUACUCCUUCCACAACGUCAUCACCGCGGGCCACGACGCUCCGGUCAAACUACGGGUCCUCCAGAAUCGCUGUCUGGUGCCGGGCUGGUACGCCAUCCACCUGGAGCGCUGGCUCAACUUCUACCACUCCAGCCAGUUGUUGGUGUUGGAUGGACAGAUGCUGAAGACUGAGCCUGCUGCAAUCAUGGAUAAAAUCCAGAAGUAUCUGGCCCUGGUCAACGUCAUCAACUACCACAAGAUCCUAGCGUUCGACCCUAAGAAAGGCUUCUGGUGUCAGCUGCUGGAGGGAGGGAAGACCAAGUGUUUGGGAAAGAGUAAAGGACGCAGGUACCCUGACAUGGACCCCGAGUCCCAGGGCUUCCUCAGGGAGUACUAUCGGGAUCACAACAUCGAGCUGUCCAAGCUGCUCUACAGGAUGGGUCAGCCGCUGCCCAGCUGGCUCCGAGAAGAGCUGGUCCACACCAGGUAGCAGCACCACAGCUGGGGAGUCCACAGCUCCACACACUGAACUCCACCCCGCAGCCGGGGGACUCUGGCCCGAGCGGCCUGGAAAUGUUGGAAGAUCCCACAUAGUUUUGAAAGCAACUGAAAUAUAUCCAAGUGUGAGGACGGGGAUGCCCAACCAGAACUCAAAACUUAACUGUGAUCUUCUCAAGUGAACGGUGGAUGAUGAGCAAAGAAGAGUUGCUUUCAGCAGCUGAUAGCGCUCCCUGCUGUUACUCCCCUGCAGGACAAACCAGGACCACAGACAGACGCCCCCCCUAAACGCCGGCAUUUGCUGUGUCCUGCAGAAGAAGGAAAGGCUCACAGGAGGUGCACAGGAGGGACCUUGAUAAUCACAUCCCCGCUCUCCUUAAUCAGACCUUUGUUGUCUUCGCAUGAACUUCAUCUUGAAAAUCAAAGGAAGGAAAAAAAAACGAGCAGUUUUCACAGCUCUGGUGGAAACAGGUGGAAGAGAUGAGCAUCACCUGUGUCUCCAGCUAUGAGUGACUCAAAUGGAUGAUUGACAAGAGAGAGACAUUGGUGGCACCAUGCCUUUGACAUAAAAUAAGUGUUUGUGAGAGAUGGAGAACGGGACAUCUGGAGUCUUGACUCAGGCUGCAUGUUGUAGCCUUCCUCGAUAGGCCUUGGUAGAAUCUAGUUAUCACAUUUACAAGUGCCAGGACGUCAAAAUAUUACCACGUGGACUUCUGAGGGGUUCUUUUUGUUUUUAAGUUUUCUUUUUCUCCGUUUUUAACGUUUCUAUAACGCUGACGGCAAUGCAUUAUUGUAGAAUGUACCAAAACUAAACAUCUUAGCUCCCGUUUUUCUCACGUAGGCGGCCGGAUGUACAGAAAGAUUUAAAGGUUUUUGUUUAAACAGUUCCGCGACCACGUUCCGUCGGCUCGAGCGGGAACAGUAGGAUAGAUGUUGAAAGCACAAUAUUUAAGUGAACAUCGAGUCUGAACAUACAGGUUACUGGAAAGCACACUAACACACAAUGGAUCCUACUACAAUCUGUGAAGAAAAAAAAGAUCAUAAGCUAGCUACUGUAUGUUUUAAUUAAACACUCUGGUCAGAAAUAGUGUACAGAACAAGAUUUCAAAUCUGUUUUUCAGCAUCGGACUUUAUUUUUUGUUGUCAAAACUGUAUAUUUUGUCUUUUGUUUUCAUUUCAUUAUAUUAGAUGAUUUUUUUAAGUUUGGGGAGGAUAUAAAAAAAAAAAAGCUGUCUCUGGGAAAAACCCGUUUAAAAGUUGCCAGGCGAACCAACAACAGUAUGCCCAGUGAGACCACACGGACGUCGAGGUGUUACCACUGCAACUAGAUGUCAAGCAUAGAUAACAAAAAGCUGCUCUUAUUGCAAUAGUUUUGUACAAUGUUCUGAUGUAAUAACAAUGCACAUGUUGGUCCUUUUUAUUUCCUGACUUUGUAAUGUACAUAAUAAUGCAGCCCCCUCGGUAAGACCUAAAUUAUUGAAUGUGUUUGGGUUUUACGCUCUCUCCAUCGGCCCAUUCCCGUAGUGUGAAACGUCAGUGCUGUGCUGAGGGGAGUUUUGGGUUACUCGCACCGUGCGGAGGGCGUGUCGCUAAGAUUGUUUCCUCUCAUUCCUCUCACUGCCAACUAUUGUACACAGGUUCUCUCCAUAUAAAGUAUUAAGUGAUAACACAUAACAGCAAUGAUGGUACUAAUCUCCUGGACUGUAUGAUAAAGAUUUGUAAUUGUUGUCAAUAAUUUUUACAGUGUAACUAAUAUUGUCGGUGCUUUUUAAUUUGCAAAUAAAACACCACUGUAUUUUUCAAUA
Messenger RNA from Sebastes umbrosus (honeycomb rockfish), 5247 nucleotides. It is a transcript of the gene ndst1a, whose product is annotated as N-deacetylase/N-sulfotransferase (heparan glucosaminyl) 1a. The transcript is spliced from 15 exons. Lineage: Eukaryota; Metazoa; Chordata; Actinopteri; Perciformes; Sebastidae. Gene Ontology annotation, cellular component: Golgi apparatus. Bases 765 to 3434 code for a protein of 889 amino acids. The record is from RefSeq and is a predicted model, not a curated record. Gene Ontology annotation, molecular function: deacetylase activity; heparan sulfate N-sulfotransferase activity.